Molecule: messenger RNA, 9256 nt
Organism: Patella vulgata (common limpet)
Lineage: Eukaryota; Metazoa; Mollusca; Gastropoda; Patellidae
Exons: 53
Coding region: 20-9256 (3078 amino acids)
Biological process (GO): transmembrane transport; lipid transport
Cellular component (GO): intracellular membrane-bounded organelle; membrane
Molecular function (GO): ATP binding; ABC-type transporter activity; ATP hydrolysis activity
Source: RefSeq, a predicted model, not a curated record
AUUAAGAAAUUAUCCUAUUAUGAGUAAAGUGAUUUCAUUAGUUAAUCAGAUACCUGAAGCUUUAGAAGUGUAUAUAUAUACCUCUUUAAUGAACCCAGAAAAGAUGAUUGAACUGUAUGUCGGAAACUUGAAUAACUUUUGUGAUGACCCAAAUCAAUAUUUUGAGACACCAGAAGGACUGAACUUCAACUUAACAGUGUUUUUGAAUGAGGCGUGCAUGGUGAAUUUGACACAAUUAGAAACAGAAGCUAGUAACAUAGAAUGGUUCAACAUGACGUACAAACAUGUGAAUGUAACAAACCUGGCAAAGAAAAUAAUCAAGUUAUACCUUAAGGCAGGAAAUAGCCCAAAUUUUGGUCUAAAUCUACGAUUAUUUGAUAAGACUGUCUACGAGACAAUGGUGGAAAGAGUAGAAAAAUAUUUCAACCAAUCAGCCAAUUACUACAUGUCUCCAGAGAGUAUAUUUAAAGUUGUUGGUCAUAUUUAUAACACCAGUACAUCAGGAGUAAGACAAAUGUUGGCAUGGUUACCAACAACACUGACAGUGGUUGAUAAUGUUAUGGAUAAAAUUAUAGCUUUGGAAAAUAAAACAAGUUUUACCCUGGCUGAUAUAUUUAAAGAUUCACCUCAGUUACAGUUCUUGGUAAAUUUCAUACAGAAACCGGGUGUAAUUGAAGUUCUACUCGACUCAGUUAAUUCACAAAAGUUUAUACCAUUAAUGAGUAUACAGAAUGCUACAGAAGCACUGAUGUUAAUCUGUGAUCCGAGAACUGAUAUGAAUACUUACCUGGUGUCGCCAGUUGGUGUUGAUGUUAAUAUGUUACGUGAUCAGUUCUGUCAGAUCAAUAUAAACGAUCUAGUAACGGAAUCUAAUGCCGAAUUUGACAUUGAGCAUAUUACGAUGGUGGCUGAGGAUAAGACGAACAUUGACUGGAUAAAGAUUGGUGAAAAAUAUACGAAGAUAAGCAAGUUAUUCAGUCGUUGGAUAGAAACACCACCUACGGUAUUAGUACCUACAGAAUGGCAGAAUGGAACAUUCUGGUUAAAUAUGUUAGAACGGUACAACCAGAUGCAGACGUCGCCUGAAGCUAUAAAUGAAGAAAUUAAAAGUUUCCUUGCCAAGUUAUCACCCUUGAUGGAAAAUGAAGGAUUCAGAGAAUUUGGUUUGGUUCUGGAGAAUCUAAUGCGACUGAUGAAUGAGAACUUUAUUGGUCUUCAAAAUCAAACUCUGACAGUGGGCAACAUGCUGUAUAGAAUACCAAUAUUAAAAAAAGUCAUGGCCGCAACAGGAAUCACUGGAGAUGUCUUAGGUGCUAUCUUAACGGUACCUGUUAGGGAUCCUGAAAACUUCCUUCGAACCAUACUGCAGACUACAUAUAACGAAACGCUGUGUGGCAAGAAGUCAAUGUGGCACACAAUUCUUGAGCUUCCAGAAAGUUUCGAUACAUCUCCUUUAUACAAUGCUGCUUGUAACCAUAACAACACAGACAUCUUGAAGAAUUUGGUAGCUAAUUUAGACAUAGAAAAUCUGAUAGAUUCAUUAACAAAUACCUCUGUUACUCCUGAUUGGGAAUCCGUCUUCAAACAGUCAGAGGAACUUGGCAAAAAUAUCCAAAACUUCAUUAAAUUUAUGCCAAAAUUUGACGCAUCCGAGUCAUUAGACCUUCUCACCAGAAGUUACAAUGAAACCAAUCUCUGGAAUAUGUUAUCUGUGUAUUCCACUUUUGGUCAAUAUUUCCCAAUCCAAGAAUACAGCGUCAUCAUGAGGAGUGGAACAGUUGUCAUGGAUUUCUUAAACGAGAUGAUGAAUAAGUUGGACAUCCGUGGUUCGAGCUUAGAUCUGGCAUCGUUAUUUAAGGGUAGCCAGACAUUCAUGAGGAUAGUUGACACCAUGUUAGAUUUAACACCUGAUCCAGUCACUGCUUUAUUAGGAGUACGUCUUCGACUGUCAAAGAAUAUUGAGUUUGGAAAGCUGGCAACUGAACCUAUGAAAUUAAAUGAGGUUUUCUGUAAUAAGGCUAAGUUUUUGGAAUAUUUUGAAGUACCAGCCAGUUUUAAUGUUACAAUUGUUAUACAGGGAAUGUGUAACAUAAAUUUCACGGCUAUUGCAGAAGAAUUACAAUAUGAAUUCCCCAUCAAUGAAUUAAUACAAAAGUUUUCAAAUCUGGGAAAUUCAUCCGCACCGUUCAGUCUCCAGGAAUACAUCGACAGUUCUCAACGAUUCACGCAGCACAUCAUGGAGUUGAUUAAUGUCACGGAUGUUACGUUUGAUAAUCGUGACUUAGAAAAGAUAUUUACUAUCAAUACCACUGCUUUAAUGAAAUUAUGGGAACAGGCUCAAACAGACAAUGAAAUUAUACCUUCACAGCUAAUUAACGAUUUGUUUAAAGAAAAUAUGAAUGUAUCUGGUUGGAGAGAAGCAAUGACAGUUCUUCAUCUUUUUGACUCUUAUCUGAAGGAUAUGAACCAAAAUCUACGAAAUAUUAAAAAUCAACCAUUAAGUCUACAACUCUUAUUCAACGGAACAGAUUUAGGACCCACACUGAUGACGGUAUUAUUGAAACCAGAAUGGAUUGAAGAAUUAGUUCAGAUUCACUUCCAUCCUGAUGCUCUACUAAAGUUGAUAGAGAAUGGAUCUCACGCUGAGUUAUGUGGUAGAAAGUUCUGGGAUGUAUUUAUAUUACCUGAUGAUAAUACUGGUGUAUUACAACAACUACAGAAUCAAAUAUGUCAGGCUAAUAUCACCGCCAUGACAUGGGCGAAUGUUGUUUUACAAAUACAAGGAUUAAAAUUCUAUCAUGAGGCCAUAUUAAUACAAAAGCAGUUAGAAUCUGGUCAUGGUGUAAUGGUUAAUAUAACCGAGUUAGAUGUAGAUAUGAGGGAAAUGAUAAAACUUGUUGGUGAAGUUAUACAGGCUUACACAUCGGGCAACCAGACUGUCGGAGAGUUCGUAAAUGUUAAGGGUUUCCAAACCGUGUUUAAUAAAUUGCAUGGAGAACUAGGACAGAAACUAAUGAAUAUGACUUCAACUUGGUCUUUAGAAUUAUCUUCAUUAUAUUAUAAACAAAUGGAAGAACUAGAUCCGGCCACGAGACGAACUAUUAAAACUAUGAAUAUCUUCUUAAAAAUGAUCAACGAUAGAUUAAUCGAUAUUCGAGAUGGGGGAAUCAGUUUGUCAACUCUACUGGGUCAUUCUCAACAACUUAUAACAACAGUUGAUGCCUUUAUAUCUCUCAGUAAAUAUAAAACAGAAACAUGGACGAGUGGAAUUAUUGAUUUCGAUCAUCUGGCUGAAAUGUUCACCAACUCUACUUUACUAAAGACUAAAUGUGAUGAUGGAAGUGUAAGUGACUACAUCAGUAAUGGUACUAUGUCAUCAUCACUUAUAAAUGAUAUACAGCGAUUAAUCUGUACCUUCCCAGCACUACCAGCAGCUUUAAAACAAGUUAUUGACUAUGAAACAAUUGGUACCGAGUUGAUGAAUACAUGGAAUAUGAGUAUAGAAGUAGAAUCAGUUUAUGAUAAUUAUACCAGAAAUACUCUACUCUUGAAUGAAUUAAUCACCCAAAUCAGCCAGAAAACAUUAACAAUUGAUCCAAAAUUACAACAAACAUUUAGUGCUGAGAAUAUACUAAAGACGCUUGAAAAUGUUUUCAUGAAUCCAACUUUGAUAUUUAAUAUAUUGAAAUCGUACAGUCCAGAAAUACAGAGAGUAUUGGGUAAAGAUGAAGCUUUUAGCCCAACUUUAGCAAUGCUGAACAACUAUUUUAUACUGCCGAUGACACAAAUGUUACAAAAACUUGAAGAACACGGUAUAACAAUAGAUGGUUUAUUAUCCGAUCCCAGUAAACUGUUAUCAGCUGUUGAAAUACUCUCUGGUUAUGAUAUGCAACUUGUUCUAAGUACUGAUUCGGCUCUUCAGAUUGUGUUAAAUCCAUUAACAAAUUCACCAAUUGUUGUUAAAACGUUACUGUGUAAUGCGACAACACUAAGAUCAGUGAUUGGUUAUUUGAAUAUCCCAAAUUUUGAUGCGGUUCAACAAUUACUCUGCAAUAAGCCUGCGUCUUUUUGGAUUGAAGACUUACGGAAAAUGGGUGUCGAUACACUACUGAUUUAUAACAUGGGGAUGAAGCUUGCACUUUCGGAGUUUGAGUAUUCGUGUUACGAUGUAAUGGAAUCUGUUAUGGGUUACAACCAUACAUAUACUUCGUGUUCCUCGGGAGAUAGUCUUGAUCGUCAUUUCACUUGGCCAAGAUUUGUUGCCGGAGUGGAGAAAUUAACCAACCUAAUGAUGGUAAAGGGGAGUGAUAUCAGUAAUUCGUGGUUAAGUCCAAAUGCAUCAAGUGACGUCAUAUGGAGAAUACUGAAAAAUGUUUUAAUAGAGACUCCUAUGAAUGGAGUUCUAAAUACAUUUACGUUAAAUGAGCAAUUGGGUAACAAAUCCAUAGCAGAGCUUGUCAACAGUUUUGAAGGUUUUCUCAACAAAUACAUGGAAUUAUUUAUUGAUUCACCAAAUCCGAUAUUACUUAAAGAUGUUUUACCAAAUAAUCUACAAGUUGAAAAACUACUUGAGCAAAUUCUCAGUCCAGAAACAGCUGCAGAAUUUCUUACAAUGGCCGUUGAUCCCAAAAAGUUCAUGAGUUUGGCGUAUGUUAGCAACUGGGAGGACAUCGUGUGUAAUUUGACGAUGUUUAAUGAAACGUUUAUGGAUCUAUCAUCAUCUGGUAUGGCUGUUGAGGCUAUACAGACGUCACUAUGUCAUGUAGCCACCAAUAAAUCACACGCUUUACAACAAUUUGUUGAUCUAUUUGAUGCUGGAAAUGUAUUAGAAAAGAUUAAUGCAUUAAUAAAAGGAGAUUACCAUAAUAUGAAUGAUAAUGUCACAAUAUGGGAAAAGCUACAACGUGAAAGCGAGAGAUUGUUGAAUAAUUUUGAGAAGUUAGGAGAUGUGUCUGUUGAUCCGAACUCUGUUAAUACUUGGUUUUCACCAAUUCUUACAAUGCUGUCAACUGGUACUAGUAAUCCAUCUAUCGACGGUGUGAGUAAAAUGUGUAAUAGUAUGAUAUCAUAUGUAUCGGGAUCACAAGAUUAUCAGACUAUACAACCUUUGUUGUCACAAGUCGUGGAUUACAUGAAAGCUCUUGUGACACCUAUGACAAUAUAUGCUGAUUUAGAAGAUAUCACAUGUGAUUUAAGCAGCAGCUUUGAUUUAUCACGGGCCUUCAACAGAUUAAACCAACUUAAGUUCUUUGACCUAUUUAAGUUGAUGUAUAGAGAUGAUAGAACCUUCCAGUGUGAUGAUGCCAUAUCAACUGUUAUGAAUGUUUAUAACGCUCUAAAUAAAACUAUAUCCCAUGGUAUAAACUUUGAUAGAAUUGGCCAUUGUCUAUCGAAUGGCGCUAUGGAUCAUUUUGGUACUAUGUUAAAGAGUGUAGAUAGUGUCUUUGAGUUGUCAACGGAGGUAUUAACUUUGAUACAGCAAACAGAGGUGAAAAAAUUAUUGGGUGACAUUUAUCCAGAUUUACAACCAAUCUUAGAUUAUGUUCUAAAAGUUUUGAGUCAACAAAAAUCUUUGGUGUAUAGAUUUGAAGAUCUAUUCUUAAACUCCACGUCUUUACAAGACUUUUUUGUUAAUUCUCUGAAGUUUGCGCCAGAAGUUGCUGAGACUUUGUUGAAGUCCACCAUUAACUUAGAUCCUAGAAUGUUUUUAAAUGAGUCUGUAGAUGAUAUUCAACUUCAAAUUUGUAAUCCAGUGGAACUCUCUAAACUAAUCCAGCUACCUCAGUUUACCCAGAUUGAUUUUACAUCAUUGAGUAAUGGGCUGUGUAAGAAUGGUAGUAUCGAUGCUGCUAUUGGUAUUAAGAGCGUUGCUGAUUUUUCUAAUUUCGCUCAACAGUUAGUGAAGUUGUCAUCCUCGAAUGUAGAUGAGGCGUGGUUAAAGAAUAUAUCUGAUCAUACUGUUACGUUGAUUGGUGAUCUGGAGGAGAUUAGUUCUAUUGCUAGUUUACUAGGUGGAGGUCUAGAUCUACAAGCUCUACAGCGUGAUAUACCUAAAAUAGAUAGAUUCUUGAUGGGUUCUGGACCAGCUCGUUUAGUUUUGAGUUUGUCAGCCAUAUUAGAUGAUCUAAAAUAUGUUUUCCCAAACAAUGAUUCUCGUAACAUACUAGGUGAAAUCAGUAUGUUUAUUAGAGGAUUUAUGGGCCUUGAUUUGAUACAGUCACGUGUUUUAUCUGCAGUUCAUGUUGGCGACUUGUUGAAGGAACCAGCAGAAGUAAAAGAUUAUAUGGUUAAGGAGCUAGGAUUUACGGACAAAAUGGCUGAAACUAUCUUAAGUGGAUCUUAUUCUUUACGAGUGUUUUUGAAUGCAACUGUGCAGAUGAUGAAUGGGGAUUAUACUUGUGACAAGAUAUUUAAAGAAUUUAUCAUCCUCAAUUCACAAGAAGUCAGAAAUAUAGACAUUACUUCCGCUUUCUGCAGUCUGAAUAAAACUACAGCAUCUAGCUUAGCAGACCAACUUCUACCCGAGUUAGAUAUCGGAGAAUGGGUAAAAAUGUAUGUGACCACAUCUGCGAAAGAAAUUCUGAAUUCUGCUAAUAUAAGUAUGGAAGACGCUGCAGAUCUGACAACUAAGUUAUCUAAAGCUCAGACAGGCCUUCUGAAAGCAGCGGACAUAUUGAAGGACAGUAAUGAUACGUUAGAAAAAGAUCUGAUGAAUCAGUUAUUCAAUUUACCAUCUGCACAAACAGCUAAUCAGAUGCCAUCUUUACAACCGUUAUUGUGUGGUGUUAAAGCUGAUGAUGGAGAAGUUAAAGAUUCAUUGGAUGUGUCUUCAGUGGUUGGUGGUAAGGCACCAGAAAUUAGGAAGGAUGAACUUGAUUCACUACCCUCGGAGUUUUGUCGUGACAUUUAUCGAGAAAUAAUGCAGAAACCAAUAGGAAGUAUUAUCUGGUCGUAUUUGAAACCUAUCUUAAGAGGAAAGAUUUUAUUCACUCCAGAUACUCCACUUACUCAAGAUAUUAUCAAAGGGGCUGAUGGAAUGUUUGACCUAUUAAAGGAUGUUCGUAGAGUAGCGAAGGCAUGGGUUGAAGGUACACCCAGUUUAAAAACAUUAACUACUCAAGCUAAAGAUAUGACUAAACUCAAGGAAAGUCUAAAUAACAAUUUUAUAAAGAAUAUGUUAAAAGAUACUGCUGGUAUAAACCCUGAUUCUCUAUUAGAUGGUCUUGGAGCAUUAGAUUCAGAUCAGUUAACUGUCGAUCAAUUGAACGGUCUACAAAGAGCAGCUCAACUUGUCGUGAAUUAUACAGAAUGUAUUGAGCUAGAGAGAUUUAUUGGUGUGGAUAGCGAGGAAGAGUUGCUGAAGAUUUCUAAGGAUCUCUCCGAAAAACAUCAAUUUUUAGCUGGUAUUGUUUUUACAAAUAUUAAACCAAGCAACAGAAAGAAGAGGGCUGCCGUAGAAGAUAUACCAAAACAUAUUAUUUAUAAAAUACGAAUGGAUGUGGAUAAUGUUCAAGAUACUUCCAUUAAUAAAGCAAGAUUAUGGAAACCAGGACCCGAGGAUAGUUUCGCGAAUAGAAUGCGUUAUCUGAGAGGUUUCGUACAACUACAGGAUAUGAUUGAGAGAUCUAUUAUAUCAAUUCAAACUGGUGAUAAUACAACAACAGAUCCGGGUGUUCAGUUAAAACAAAUGCCAUAUCCAUGUCAUAAAGAUGAUGAAUACAUACAUUAUCUUGGAUCAUACUUGCUGCCAGUUUUAAUGACAUUUGCUUGGGUAGCAUCUCUAGGAAUUGCUACUAGAAAUUUAGUUAAUGACCGAGAGGACGGACAAGAUGAGGUAUUAAGAAUAAUGGGAAUGAAAUGUGGAUUAAAUUGGGUAGCAUGGUUUUUAUCGACUAUGAUAAUAAUGAUGAUAGUUAGUAUUAUAAUAGCUAUCAUAUUGAAAUAUAGUACCAUCUUCUCGUACUCCAACCUGUUUAUUAUAUUCCUGUAUUUACUGGCAUUCUGUUUAUCAUCUACAAUGUUAUGCUACAUGGUGAGUGCUUUCUUCACAAGAACAACUCUAGCUAUAUUGACAGUACUAAUUAUUUAUUUCCUCUCCUACCUACCAUACAUUGUUCUGGUAGCAAUGGGACUUCAAAUGGAAUUCUGGCAAAAAACAGUUGCUUGUUUGUCGAGUACAACAGCGUUUAGUUUUGGUGCCCAGUAUUUAGCGUUUCUAGAAGAAUUAGGCGAUGGUAUACAAUGGAAUAAUAUAGAUCAUAGUUUCGUAAAGGGAGAUAAGAUGACAUUUAGUUGGACAUGUAUUAUGAUGUUAAUUGACAGUCUUAUCUAUCUUGUGAUUGGAUGGUAUGUUAGAAACGUCAAGCCAGGAAAGUAUGGUGUUGCCAAACCAUUUUAUUUCUUUGUUCAGCCAUCAUAUUGGUUCUUCUGUAAAUCUAAGAGUGCAUCUUCAAAUAAAUAUUUAUCCGAUAGUUCAAGUAAAAACCACAACAAUGCAUUUGUUGAGGAAGCAUCUGGUGAUGAACAUGUUGGAAUAUCAACUCACAACCUGCGUAAAGUUUACAACACAACAACUGCCGUUAAUAAUCUGAACCUGGAAUUUUACGAAGAUCAUGUCACAGCUCUUUUGGGCCAUAAUGGAGCAGCUAAAACAACCACAAUGAACAUGAUAACAGGUGUAACAAGACCUACAUCAGGACAUGUAGAAAUAUAUAACAAAUCACCUGUAGAUUCAACUGGUACUAUUGGUAUAUGUCCACAACAUAAUGCUUUAUUUGACUAUAUGACAGCAGUAGAACAUAUGGAAUUUUAUGCCAGUGUUAAAUCUGGAAAUGUUUCAAAUGAAGAAAUUAAGCGGUUAUUACAAGAUGUUGAUCUGUGGCAUGUACGUGAUAUCCCUAGUAAAAAGUUAUCUGGUGGAAUGCAGAGAAGAUUAUGUGUGGCCCUGGCCUUCGUUGGAGAAUCCACAGCUAUUGUACUAGAUGAACCAACUAGUGGUGUUGAUCCAUAUGCUAGAAAAAGCAUCUGGAACUUGAUUUUGAAACAGAAAAUGGGUCGCACCAUCUUGGUAUCCACACAUCAUCUAGAUGAAGCUGAUCUACUAGGUGAUAAAAUCGCCAUCAUGCAUACUGGUAAUCUGCUGUGUGCUGGUUCACCAGUAUUCUUAAAAUCAUGUAUUGGAAGUGGACUGUCUUUAACUAUGGAGAAAAAUGUUGCCUCACCGGUAAGAUAUAUUGUAACUAUUCUACAAGAAUAA